UAUUAAUUAUUAAGACUUAUUAUACUACCUAGUAUAAUAUAAUAUAAUAUAUUCUAUUUGAUUUUUACAUUUGUAAAUAUUUUUUUUUCUAUAUUAUAUAUUGCGCUCAACUUUAAUUUUAAUUUGACGUCGAAAUGGCGUUAUUGUUGAAAACGCCAGUAGUACAAUGCGCUGGAUUCGUGGACGGAAAACUCUCCUGUAAAUUAAGCCAAUUUAAACGGUUCCGUGACAUAUUUCAUCCAGUACAGAUAUGUGAAGUAUGCGAAGAAAAACGAUAUUGGCCAUUAUCCAUUAGGAAAUGUGAAAUAUGUUCGUUCAAAGGACAUAAGAGAUGUGUCGAAUAUGAGACACUGGAAGCGUCAUUUGUGAAUGUAAUCCCUUUCAAUUUCGACCCUAUUUUAACUACUACAAAACCCCGGAAUACUAGGAAUUCUGGAAGCAUCAGCAGUACCAGUUCAGCAUGGGUGAAUAGAAAUCGCCCCAGUACCAGUUCAGCGUGGGUGAAUAGAAGUCGCCCCAGUACCAGUUCAGCGGCGACAAUGAAUAAUAAUAGAAACCGUCCGAGUACCAGUAAAGCUGCGCCAGUAAAGGAUAGCACAAACCUUUCAAACAUUACGAGUACGAGUACUUUUGAGACAGCGGUGGAGGAUGACAAAAAUACUACCGGGACAGCAAUUGUAUCGGUAAACGAUACCACAAGUCCUCUGAGUACCGAUGAGGUUGUCUUGGAAGUGGAUAAUACAAGCGUUCCUGGUACCAUUAUAGUGACAAGAGUGAACAAUAACGACACGAAUGCGGUUAUUACUAGUGCUGCAGUGACGUCUGUGAAGGGUGAUACAGAUUCGUUAAGUACCAGUACUGCAGUGAAGUCAGUGGACUAUACAACGAACUUACCCAGUGCCACGGAUGAAGUAGUGACAGUAGAUGAAAUUAGAAGUGUUCCAAGUGUCGGUACAGUGACGGCAGUGGAUGAUACCGAUGUAAUAAGGCAACACGAGUCUGAUAACAGUUUAGAUGCAAAUAAAACAACGAAAAAGAGCAAGAGACGUAAAUGGUAUCGUAGAUUUAUCUUUUGUUUCCUCAUUUUCCUCACUUGCAAGUGUUAAAAAUCCUGUGAUUAUGGAAUAAGUGUACGGAUACUUUGGUAUGUUAUAUAACGUAUAUAUUAGGCGAAGAAAAAUGUAUCACAAAAAAAACACUUUGGAUUAUCUAUAAGUUAUAAUUCAUAACGUAAAAGACGCAACACUUUUACUAAAAAAUGUAUUAAAUACGAAUUUAUUAUUUUACAUGUAUUUUUAAUACACGUAU
Molecule: messenger RNA, 1308 nt
Organism: Aphis gossypii (cotton aphid)
Lineage: Eukaryota; Metazoa; Arthropoda; Insecta; Hemiptera; Aphididae
Exons: 4
Coding region: 135-1106 (323 amino acids)
Source: RefSeq, a predicted model, not a curated record